UAACGCAUUUGACUAUCGCCCUCCCCGUUCCUCCAUGACCUACACCCCACCAUCAUAUUUAGUAAAGCAGCACAUCGGCGCCAUAAAUUGCUACGAUCGGCGGCGGCUCCUCCUCCUCUCGUUCUAUCAUAGACACACAGGUCUAAAAAAAAGACAAAAUGAAUGCUUACAAGGCUUACAAAGCAUGUGUUCCAAUAGCAUGGAGUCCCAACCUAUACAUUACUUUAGUCAGGGGAAUCCCGGGAACCCGAAGACUUCAUAGGCGCACACUUGAAGCGUUGCGGCUAGGAAAGUGUCAUCGAACUGUCAUGCGAUGGAAUACUCCUACUGUUCGAGGAAUGCUCCAACAGGUUAAAAGAUUGGUUGUUAUCGAGACUGAAGAAAUGUUUAAGGCACGUAAGGAAAAGGAAGCAAAGCAUCGUGCUAUCCGUCCACCUUUGGUUGUCGGCCAUCAUAUUCCUACCCCUCCUGCAAAAGAUUCGGCUCAACAGGCUGCUUAGUAUCUUCUUUUAGUGUGAUUUCCUUGGGUUUCCAAGGUGUGUUUAGAGCUAUCGUGGGAAAUGCAGUCCAGGUUCUUUUCUGAUAAAGCACCUAUUUAGUUAAGGUAUGCAUAAUAUGGAGGAAAACAUUUAGAUUUGAAAUGUUAUAGCGAUAGACCUAUUUAGAAUAUCUUUAGCAGGGAUUGAUCCGUUAUUUCAUUGUUCACUUAUGUAUGUUUAGCAGCGAAAUACUUUGUUCUUUUUGUUGGCAUAUCUAUAAGUGCUAAACUAAAAAGUAUGCGGCAUCUUCA
Messenger RNA from Erigeron canadensis, 790 nucleotides. RefSeq names its product 50S ribosomal protein L30-like. NCBI's taxonomy places the organism in Eukaryota, Viridiplantae, Streptophyta, Magnoliopsida, Asterales, Asteraceae. The record is from RefSeq and is a predicted model, not a curated record. The coding region runs from base 159 to 500 and encodes 113 amino acids. Gene Ontology annotation, cellular component: large ribosomal subunit; mitochondrion. The transcript has 4 exons. Gene Ontology annotation, biological process: translation. Gene Ontology annotation, molecular function: structural constituent of ribosome.